AUGAUCAUUACAGCUAUCAAAUACCUCUACCAGAAGCGGUAUGGCUCAAAGCCUUCCCCGCCAAAGCCGCCCUGUAUACAUCACUCGCAAGGACAUCUAUCCAAGUCCGCUGUCGGUCGUAACAUGGACCUCGAGUUGUCACCACUCGGGUCGACCGCGGACUCAGCUAAAGCUCUCAACCAUACAGAUAUCAAUGAGAAAUGCAGCAUCUGUCAUGAGCGGAAGCGUCAGCAACGCAUGUACCGGCUGCGACUCAUCGCCGGCCUCUCUCUGCCUUUCAUUCUAUCCACAUUAGACCUGACUAUCGUGGCCACAGCGACAACGGUCAUUGCGUCGCACUUUGACAAGUUCGACGAGUUGAACUGGAUCAUCACGGCUUUCAGCCUGACAUCGACGACUUUCAUCCCAAUUUUCGGUCAGCUCGCCGACGUCUUUGGUCGGCAUCUGAUCCUGCAGACGGCGCUCUUUCUCAUGCUUGUCGGGAGUGUGCUGUGUGCGGCGGCGCAGACAUGGGGGAUGCUGCUGCUGGGUAGGGCGUUGCAGGGGAUGGGAUCCGCGGGGCUGGGGAAUUUGGUCAUGAUCAUCCUAGCGGAUAAGGUCUCAUUGAAAGAGAAUGGGAGGAACAAGUCCUUGUUCACUCUUGUUGGGGGUGUAGGGUAUGCCGUGGGGCCCAUAGUGGGAGGGUAUCUAACCCAAACUAACUGGAGAUACUGCUUUGUGAUUCCUAUCCCGAUCACUGUCAUAAGCCAUAUCCUGGUGUAUGUGCUGUUGCGACACGACCUGGUCGAGGGUUCUAUGUUCAAGAAAGGUUCCAGGUGGUCAUCGGUGCUUCCGGCUCUCGCAACCGUAGAUAUUGGAGGAUCGAUCCUCUUUAUAUUUGGGGUGGGGCUGAUCAUCCUUGCGACGACCUGGGGAGGUGCGACCUACUCGUGGUCGUCGUCUCAGGUUCUUGCACCGUUGAUCGUGGGCUCGGUCUGUUUUCCGGCAUUUUUCCUCUAUGAAUAUAUGCUUGAGCCAGGCAGGUUGUGCGCGAGGGUAUUCCCAAGACAUGUUGCGACGCUGCCAUACAGUCUUUUCGAACGGAGAGAUACGAUCUGGCUUGCGAUCUUGACCUUCGCAACGGGAGCAGCGUCCUACUCCAUCUUUUACUUCAUCAGCAUCUAUUACAUUCUCGUGGCAGGAUACUCUACAUCCAAGUCCGGACGCGAACUUUUGUACUACAUCCCGGGCCUAGGAGGAGGCGUCUACGCUGCGGUAUACAUGUGCAACAUCUACCCUCGGCAGACCUUCUUCCCUCUCAGUCUGGGUGCAGUCCUCAGCACCAUCGGUCUGGCGGUGAUUUCCUACGCCAUCAGCGCCAGGGAUACAAGCCUCCUCAGCGGCAUGAUGGUCAUGACAGGGGCGGGAAUUGGAUUACGCCUGGUGUCCUCCUCACUGCACACCGCAGGCAUCUGGCCAGAGAGGAUUGCUCCCGCCAUGUCUCUGAUGCAGGUGUCCUUGCCCUUUGGCGGCACCAUUGGCCUGACCGUCAUGACCAGCGUGUUCAACAACAAGUUUGGCAACUCGGCGGUCAUUCUAGGGCUCAGUAGUGGCGGCACAACGCUGGAUGUGCACGACACGAGUUCUCUGUCAAUGCUGGAUGGGCUGUCUGCUGCUGCGAAGGCGGGGGUACAGCUUGCAGGGAAGGAGGCUAUUAUGUGGGCUUUUGUUGCAAUCCUCCCGAUCAUGGGGGUGAGCUUGUUCGCGGGGCUGAUGAUGGGGAACGUCUGGGUCAAUGUCCAGGGGAAUGAGGGAGAAGAGGCGCGCAGCGAGGUGAUUUAUGUGCCUUAUUUAUGGGCACUGGCGAAGGGCAAUCUGAAAUCAUACAGGCGAAUCAGCACACCAACCUCCGGUCCGCUGAGUGAGUGA
Messenger RNA from Aspergillus saccharolyticus JOP 1030-1, 1908 nucleotides. RefSeq names its product putative MFS multidrug transporter (gene mfs56). The transcript is spliced from 8 exons. Gene Ontology annotation, cellular component: fungal-type vacuole membrane. The record is from RefSeq and is a predicted model, not a curated record. Gene Ontology annotation, biological process: basic amino acid transport; transmembrane transport. NCBI's taxonomy places the organism in Eukaryota, Fungi, Ascomycota, Eurotiomycetes, Eurotiales, Aspergillaceae. The coding region runs from base 1 to 1908 and encodes 635 amino acids. Gene Ontology annotation, molecular function: basic amino acid transmembrane transporter activity.